Physcomitrium patens is the source of this 2764-nucleotide messenger RNA. RefSeq names its product IMP-specific 5'-nucleotidase 1-like. Gene Ontology annotation, molecular function: magnesium ion binding. The record is from RefSeq and is a predicted model, not a curated record. Gene Ontology annotation, biological process: inosine salvage; nicotinic acid riboside biosynthetic process; nicotinamide riboside biosynthetic process. NCBI's taxonomy places the organism in Eukaryota, Viridiplantae, Streptophyta, Bryopsida, Funariales, Funariaceae.
ACACGCCCAACCAGUUGAUGAGAGAUUCUUGUAGAGACACAGUCGAGGCGUCUUCAACCUGUCCUUCGAAUUCUUUUCCUCCCCUCCCAGCGUGCAUGCACAUUCAACUUUUCCGUUUUCAUCUUUGCUAGCUUGCUAGAAUAUUUCUUCUCGUGUGUUAUCGCUAAUCUUUCCAUUACUUCCUUUUGCGUGUUUGGAGGGUGCAGCAUCUCGUUUUCCUUAGUCGUCUUCUUCGUGCUGUUGCUGUGUGUUGCUCUUUUGUUCUGUAGAGCUGGGGUGGUGACAGAUUCUUUGGCAUGGCGCCGCCUGCCUCAGUGGGAGGGCUGUCUCCUCUUGCUCAGACUUGGGGACAGGGUGUUCUGCCUUCGCAGCUUGGGGGGCAUACAAAUUCCGGGAAUAUUUUUAGUACCAGGGCGGCUGAAGGACCUGGCAGGGGUUUAACUAAGGCUUUAGAUGGUAGUGCGCUGAUUUAUUCUUAUCUUAGUUUGCCGGCGCUGGCGUGUGGGAGGACCCUCGGAGGGAUGAGUGAGACACGAUGCGUUUCUAAGGCUUUGAAGCUGAGUUUCUUGUUACAUUGCAGCGUUGUGGCAGAAAGGCCAACUUCUGAAAAGCGGUAUGCUGUUGUUGCGACGCAUGAAAAUGGUGGAUUAGAGCUUAGUGAGGAUUCACAAAGCCAGGCAACUAGCAGUGACAUGAAACAAAUCACCGAGCGUGUGCUUGUGAAUCCCGAUUCUGGACGCAGUGGGAAUAGAGAAGGAGAAUUCGUGGAGUCCGAGGCACCAUCCACCGAAGUUAAGUCAGGAGGAGCUUCUGAAAAUGUAGAAAAGAAUGGCAGUAUUUCGAAGACGUUUGUAUUGCCGAGCGAUGUAGGAGUGGGGGCUAAAAUACCACAAGCGGACAGCAAGGGAGGGAUGCGAUGGAACAUGCUGCUCAGCACUGAAGCCUUGGAGGAUGCGCAUCUCAACAGAGCUUCUAGUGUCACGGAUGCGCACGUUCUGCGCCGGAAAGGGCGGCUCAAAGAGCAAGACGGCCUGAUUGAAUUCAUUAUCUCAAUGCAUUCCACGCACUCCUCAUUUCAAGUGAUGGAAAAGCUUGAGCGAUGGGUGCGAGAGCAUGUGGAGGAUCCGAAAAGGAGUACGCUAAGUAGGCUCAUCCCCACUCUUGGAAGAUGUUACACGCCCUUGCCUCUUGUUCGUGCAUUCUACGAGUACGAUGAAUUUGCGUCACUCUCGAGACGGCGAUAUGUACCGCCCAAUUUUGCAGAACUCAGGCAUGUUCUCAAUAUUGCCCAGGUGCAUGCCAUUGCCGAAAAGUUGUCGCUGAUCACAUUCGAUGCAGAUGGGACUAUAUACGCCGAUGGCCACCACAUUGGGGGGGACAACAAGAUGAUAGGACUUAUUAUCAAGCUCAUGCAACAGGGUGUUCACGUUGCAAUUGCUACGGCGGCUGGAUAUCCCGGCAACGCUGCCAAAUUCGAGGAUCGGUUGGCGGGACUCCUGGAAGCAUUCAAGCACCUUCGCCUUCCUCCCACCAUCACGCAGCUUUUUCACGUUAUGGGCGGGGAAUGCAACUAUCUUCUGAGGGUAAACCAGGAUUAUAGGCUCGAAUUUGUGCCUGACGAAGUGUGGAUGUCGCCCGACAUGCUCGAAUGGACAGAAAUUGAUGUGUAUGAAUUGCUGACCGACGCCGAGUGCUCGUUAAGAUCGGCAGCUGCGAGGUUACGCGUUCCAAUUGAGAUAAUUCGCAAGCCGAGGGCUGUCGGUGCAGUUCCUUUAGAGCCGACUAUAUACGAAGUCUUGGAAGAGUUGGCUUUGACGGUCCAAGUUCAGUUGAUGGGGUCACGGCUUCCUUUCUGUGCUUUCAAUGGCGGAAACGAUGUCUUCGUCGACGUCGGAAACAAAUCCGUCGGACUCAGAGCUCUCAUAAAGUUUUUCAACAAGGAACCGCAUGAAACGUUGCACGUCGGAGAUCGCUUCACGGUGAGCGGGAAUGAUAUGGCUACUCGUUCACAGUGCUCCAUAUUAUGGGUUGCCAAUCCUGAAGAAACGGCGUUCUUCACACGGCUGUUGUUGACAGAUAUCCGAUUAGCCCGAAUGCAGCCUUAGCUGGAGUAACACUUUUUUGCUUUCUGUGUUUUUCUUUUUUCUCUAUCCGGCGAACACAACAACUGUAAUAAAUCCCACCGAGUCCCUCAACCCAAAUCUACAUUGUGCUUGCUUGUGCAAUGUCCCCAACCCUCCCAAGACGAGGUGAUUUGUGGAUCUCGGCGAGUACUUAGCAGUACUGAAUUUUCAUCGGAUCUUUCAAGCCUAUAAGCGCAUGUUAAAUUCCAGCUCAACAAGACGCGCGGCUUUCUCGUCAUGAUAGGUAGGAAAAUCUCUCAGCAUUCUAGUCUAAAGCCCAAUUUUUGUCAGAAGAUAGAUUUUGGAGGCAAAGUUAUGGAGAUUAUUGAGAGUAGGCUUCCGUCUCUUGGGUGCCAUGUUUGUUUUUUGAGUGAAGGGAGAGAAAGAGGCUAGCGAAUUUUGCUAUACAGGCGAUGGCUUUAAGAUUCUCAACGAGAUAUUGCAAGGAUUAAGAUUAGAUCCUUCGCAUGAAACUGGGGGCUGGGAAACAUAGCUAUGAUUGAGUGGAUACAAGAGUGUGUACAGCUGUACGAGUAUGGAACAUUUUAAUGUCGACUUGAUUGUGUGGAGAUUCUCCUAUAGAAAACUUCUGUAAGCGCAAUGUGGCAGAAUAAAUUUUGUUACAAGUUUAUUGGCAUUAA